Messenger RNA from Anolis sagrei ordinatus, 2248 nucleotides. RefSeq names its product PDZ domain containing 1 (gene PDZK1). Gene Ontology annotation, cellular component: apical plasma membrane. Gene Ontology annotation, biological process: protein localization to plasma membrane. The record is from RefSeq and is a predicted model, not a curated record. Gene Ontology annotation, molecular function: protein binding; protein-membrane adaptor activity. Lineage: Eukaryota; Metazoa; Chordata; Lepidosauria; Squamata; Anolidae.
UAGGUCAGUAGCUUUGCUCGAAAAGGGCUGAGAGUGGGAGUGGAUUUAGCAAGCUGUGAUGUAGUCUGUAAGGUAAAUGUGAGCUUUAUGUUUCUGAACAUAGGAAGGCUGUAAGCGUGCCAGAGUGUGGCCAUCCUUACUGAUGCGGCAGAAUGAGAUAGUACAGAACGUUCUAAGGAUCCAACUUCUACACAGGCAAAAAGUAUGACUGUUCAGCCCAGAGAAUGCAAACUUACCAGAAAAGAAGGAGAAAACUAUGGGUUCUGCUUACGCAUUGAGAAGUAUAAAAUUGGGCACCUUAUCCGGAAUGUGGAAAAAGACAGCCCUGCUGAGAAGGCUGGCCUGAGAGAUGGCGACAGAGUUCUGAGGAUCAAUGGGGUAUUUGUGGACAAGGAAGACCAUGGAAAGGUGGCUGAUUUAGUUAGGACAAGUGCAGAUGUUGUAGUGUUGCUUGUUUUGGAUGAAGAAUCUUAUGAAAAUGGACACAAGGAUGGAGUCUGCUUUGAAGAGCUAGGUCAAAAUGCACAACUCCAGCAGCAGAUCGACCAUCCUUCACUUGUAACAAAUGGAGUACCGGCUCCAUUUCUACAACCUCGAUUCUGCUAUCUAGUGAAAGAACAAAAUAGCUAUGGCUUCUCUUUGAAGACCAUCACAGGUCAGAAAGGAUUGUUCAUUAUAGAUGUGGUCCCCCAAGGAUCGGCUGCAAAAGCUGGAGUGCAGCCAGAUGACCGCCUGAUUGAAGUCAAUGGAGAAAAUGUGGAAAAUGACACUCAUGAUGAAGUUGUUGAGAAGAUAAGAAGAUCUGGAGACCAAGUUGUGUUUCUGCUAUCUAAUAAAGAAACUGACCAGUAUUACAACAGACAGAACAUGCACCUGACAAGAGGAAUGGCUAGUCUGAAAUUAUUACCCAACAAACCACGACUUAUUACACUUGAGAAAGGCAAUAAUGGUUAUGGAUUUUACUUGAGAAUGGAACAAAAUGGAAAAGGUCACUUAAUUAAAGACAUUGACCCUGGCAGCCCUGCGGAUAAAGUAGGUCUUAAGGACAAUGACAUCUUGGUAGCUGUAAAUGGAGAGCCAGUUGAAGCAUUGGACCAUCAUGCUGUGGUGGAGAAAAUCAGACAGUCUGGUGAAAAAACAAUACUGCUAAUAGUGGAUGAAGAGACAGAUGCCAUAUACAAAAUGGCCAAGACAUCUCCAUGCCUCUACCAACAAAUGCCACAUGAGCCAUCUCCACGGGAGGUAGAAGAGCCAACAUUUGCUGAGGAAGUCAAUCAUAAACCCAGGCUCUGCAAGUUGAUAAAGGAUUCCAAAGGAUUCGGCUUCCGUUUGAAUGCCAUCAAGGGUCUGCCUGGCCAAUUUGUUAAAGAGGUACAUAAUGAUGGGCCAGCAGACUUAGCAGGACUGCAAGUUGAUGACAUCUUGAUAGAGGUGAAUGGUAUCAAUGUGGAGAAUGAGGACUAUGAUGUCGUAGUGGCAAAAAUCCAUGAAAGUGGCAACAGGCUGGCACUACUAGUGUGUGGAGAGGAAGCUUAUCAAUAUUUCCAGUCUCGGAAAAUGCCUAUUACUGCCUCGAUGGCAGAUCCAUUAGAUGACGACGAUAACGAACCACCUGCUUAUGCAGAGAUACAACCCUCACAGACAGAACAAGAAAAAGCCAGCAUAUCCUCUUCUUCAGAUUCAGAUAAUGGAAGUGAAGAUACCAAACUGUGAUAUCAAAAAUCACUUUACCUUCCCACAUUUGUACUUGAAAGGCAAUGCUGUAUGACUCCUAUUCUGAAGCAAAGAACUUCCUACUACUAUUAUUGGUAGAUGCUUAUUUGAAGCAAAGUCCCACUGAACACUGGGGAAACUACUUCUGAGACAAAACGUGUGUAAGACUGGGAUGGUACAUAAUUGUUUUAACCAUUUCAGAAUAAGAGGAGAUUGCAUUUGUUUAAUAAAAUUGUUUUGGCUAGAGCUACUGUCCACAUACGAUACAAGCCAGUGAUCAUCUCCCAAUGAAAGUAGCAGAUAAUUUUAUUAAAAUCUAUCACACUAUAUUCUGUUUACCAUUUUCAGAUAAGAAGCUCUGAUGGAUAGACCUUUUAGAAUGAAUUAACUUUAGACUUUGCUGUCCAAUAUUUUAACCACUUGGAAGAAGCUGCCACAUGUGUCUCGCCAACAUGGAUUUAUUAUUUCCAGUACCAAUUAUUUUGAAAACUUCUUUUAUUGCGAGCUUGAAAAUAAAAUUUCAUUCUUGUGUGCA